Molecule: messenger RNA, 1126 nt
Organism: Zea mays
Lineage: Eukaryota; Viridiplantae; Streptophyta; Magnoliopsida; Poales; Poaceae
Product: B-cell receptor-associated 31-like
Exons: 2
Coding region: 176-841 (221 amino acids)
Biological process (GO): endoplasmic reticulum to Golgi vesicle-mediated transport; intracellular protein transport
Cellular component (GO): endoplasmic reticulum membrane; endoplasmic reticulum
Source: RefSeq, a predicted model, not a curated record
GACCAUUUUAUUAGAUCUCCUUAUUUUAAACUUAGUCAAAAUAAAACACAGCCUCACGAUCCCCGCACUGCCCGGUGCCCCGCGAGCUGCUCCUCUACACACGCCAGCGAGAACCAGCCCACCCCACCUGCUCGAUCGGCGCACCGUCCCGCAGGCCGCAGGGCCGUCGUCAGCCAUGAUCCAGCUCCUGUUCUCGCUGCUGGCCGCGGAGGCCGCGCUGGUGCUGGCGCUGCUCUUCCCCACGCCCGUGCGCCGCCUGGCUCUGCUCGCCAUCGAUCGCGCCAAGAGGGGGCGCGGACCCGUCAUGGCCAAGACCAUCGCGGGCACCAUGCUCCUCGUACUAGUCUCUGCUUUCUACAGCGUCGCUAAGAUCCGCCGCCGCGAGGGCGAGCUCGGACAGCUCACGCCCACCGACCAGGUGCUCGCCAGUCGCCACCUCCUCGAGGCGUCGCUCAUGGGAUACUCUCUGUUUCUUGGAUUAAUUAUUGACCGAUUACAUCACUAUAUUAGAGAGUUGAGAAUGUUGAGGAAAGACAUGGAGGCUGUAACAGAGCAGGGCCGGACACUAGAAGCAGCAAAAUCCGGAAGCACUGACGAGAUUCAAGGAUACCAGAAAGAGGUUGCGAGUUUGAAGGAACAAGUGCAAGAGCUCCAGAACCAAUCACAAAAGAAAACAGAGCGACUAAAAACCGCCGAAGCAAAUUCUGUAGCUUUACAGAAACAAUCGGAAGGUUUACUCGCUGAAUAUGACCGUCUCAUUGCGGAGAACAGGGAUUUGAGGGACCAACUGCAGUCAAUUGACCUCCGCCUGUCCCAUUCUGGCGGAAAGAAGAACUCGUGAAGCAAGUUCUGCAAUUUUGAAGAGCAUGAUUUUCUGUAGAUUUUCUUCCAAUAGGUUAACUGUACUCGGUUUUCUCUAUUAUCAUAAUCGCCCAUGUAAUUCAGUAGAUGGAUUUUCCUAUGUAAUUCAGUAGAUGCGUGCGUGUAUGUAUGAGUGGACCAUUUAAUGCUUUAUGGACUGGGUGGCAUGGACUCAGACCCGGCAUUUGGCCAUAGUUUAUGGCCUAACGUCUUGGUUCAGUGAGAUCAAAUAAGAACCUGCAUCUUCAAAGGCAGAAUCAAACUC